AUGCAUGGUCAACGCCAGCCCCCCAACAAGAAACGUAAGGCCCACCGCCGCUGCAAGGGAAACUUUGCGAACGAGAAGGCCAAGCAAGCCACCAAGAAGGCCGCCAAACAAGCCCUCCUGCAGGACGCAGAGGCCCCGGCCCCUGACGGAAAGGCGGCCGAAGAAAAAUACCUCCGGAAAGAGGUGGAGGCUCCAACCUCUAGCCAAGAGGGCUCCACCCCCGAUACCACUGAAGACUUGCCAAAGGAGGCAGAGGCCUCGGCCUCCGGCGACAAGGUAUCUCGGUACUGA
This is a messenger RNA of Penicillium hordei, 291 nucleotides long. RefSeq lists its product as uncharacterized. The transcript has 7 exons. The coding region runs from base 1 to 291 and encodes 96 amino acids. The record is from RefSeq and is a predicted model, not a curated record. NCBI's taxonomy places the organism in Eukaryota, Fungi, Ascomycota, Eurotiomycetes, Eurotiales, Aspergillaceae.